Messenger RNA from Syngnathoides biaculeatus (alligator pipefish), 3878 nucleotides. Its product is annotated as visual system homeobox 2-like. Gene Ontology annotation, biological process: regulation of transcription by RNA polymerase II. Lineage: Eukaryota; Metazoa; Chordata; Actinopteri; Syngnathiformes; Syngnathidae. Gene Ontology annotation, molecular function: DNA-binding transcription factor activity, RNA polymerase II-specific; sequence-specific double-stranded DNA binding. The record is from RefSeq and is a predicted model, not a curated record. The coding region runs from base 2027 to 3076 and encodes 349 amino acids. The transcript is spliced from 5 exons. Gene Ontology annotation, cellular component: nucleus.
AAGACCAUUACAAUAGUCAAGUCUGUUUGAGAUAAAAGCAUGGAUGAGCUUCUCCUGAUCUGCUUGACACAUCCAAACCUUCACUCUGUAGCCAUGUUCAUUAGAAUAUGGAAAUAUUCAUUCAUUUUGAUUUUGAUCUAUAUUUUGCAAUAGCUGAGAAGUUUUAUGGGGAGUUUUAAGCAUAUAGCAAAAGUGCAGAUGCAAUGAUUGAAUUUAUUGUCACGAGUAAAUUGCGACUUUUUUUUCCUGUUUGAAGUAUGAAUUAUUCAGGAAGUGGGACGUGUGUGACUUCGCUGAUCGUGAGAUUGAAAACCCUUCACUUUACGGCAGUGGCGCAAAUGCUUGCGGGGGCGUUCGGGACAUUUGCGCAGGCCGCAGAUGGCACGCGCGUCCUCCGCCGUUCCCCCCGACGUCCCCUCCCCAAUUUGUGCCGCGCGUGCCUUUCAAAUGAGGCCCAAAUUGAAUAGAGCCGCUUCGAUUUGGAAAAAGACAUUUAUUGGCUUUUUGAGGGCGGGGCCCCACGCGUUGCACUUUCUAUUACGUGACAUUUUUUGCAGUGAUGAUAAAUGUAUGCGGCAGUUCACGUCAAAACAUAUCCAAAACAUAUUUGGGUAGAAUUAUGAAGAGAUUAUUUUUGUUUUCAUUUUUUUUUUUUUUUUUUCCAGUUAUGGCCCCAAUACCCGAAAGUGGGACGGGGGCGGUUAUAAAAGCAUUUGCGGGGGCGGGUGGGGGCGGAAGGGUUAAAGCAGCUUAAUAACAGCUCAACAGAUGCACAAAACGUUUUGCAUUGCGCCAUCCUAAUUACAAUAUGCAAAUGAGCCGCAGGCUCGACGGCGUCUUCAUUGGCUCAAUAAAAGUCGUGACCAUGAAAUCGCUCAUGUGCACGUUCUGGACCUUGAUAGGAAUGACGAGCGUCGGUCGUACUUGGCUCCAACAACAACAACAACAACAACUUUGAGCUCACGUUUGAACACAAAGUUUCACAUUUUUUUGUAACACGUUACAACAUUUUGUGGCUAUCGCACCUUAACUCGAAUUUGGGUUCAUGUUUUGCUCCAAAUCAUAUUUUGUGGAUGGAUGGCUUCUAACACUUGUUGAUAUUUUUUGCUCAAUCUAUAUUCUGCAUGUUUUGAUUGAUAUUUUUCUCAAUCCAUAAUAUGCUUGUUGGCAGAAGAAUUUUCUUUUUGUCGGAUAGUUUUGUCAUUUUGUGGGUAUUAAAUUGAUGAUAACCUGGGAGCUACCGUAAAAAAUCGUCAAUUCAAAGGUUUUCUUUAAUAACGAUCUGAGCCAUUAUUAACAAUUUGUACAUAAUUAUGUGAUAACUGCACAUUUAUUUUUUUAAACCAAUUAACAUAGUUUCUAGAUGUAUGUGAUUAGAAAUUGUCCUUGUUUCUCUCAGUCAGUCAUAUAUUCCCCCCCCCCCCAUUUUUCUCUCCUCCAUAAAAUGAGCGGAUAACGUUUUUGGUUCGUGUGUUUUCUUCCAUCUUUAUCAUUAUUCCAAUCUCAUAUAUGAGCAAAUAAAGGUGCAAUUCUUGAGCAAUAUUAAGCAGCUGCUUUCCUAAAAGGGUAAUCAUAAACAUGGCGUGCAUUUGGAUGUUUAAAAAGGACAUUUUCGUUUCUUCGGAGCCGAUUUUUAACAACCCAGGACGUCAAGUGUGAGUUUUUUUUGGGGGGGGGGUUUGGCGAAAUGUCCUCCGCGAGGCUCCCGCUGCUUUCCAGAGGAUUUGCGGAGAUUCUUGCGCCUCGUUGCAGCCAUCAGACGCAAUUACAAAAAGUAAAGUGAGGUCAAAAAUGUAGGUCUUCCCUUUGGAAAUGAAAAAUAGCUUAAAAUGGGGGGAGCGGGAAGGGUAAGGGUCGUAGUGGAAAGCUCAAUGUGGAGUGUGCGAGUUCUCAUGAUUGGCCGCCGCCUGUUGCCUGCCACCGGGUGUGGGGGUUGGGGGCCUGGAGGGGGGGGGGGGGGUCAGAUAAAGAGAAGCAUCCCGUCUGCAGCGCAGCAAACGAAAAGUGAAAUCUCAGCAGCGACGCCAUGACCGGCAAGGACGGCGUCGUGCUUUCGGAAAACGCCGAAAAUAAGCAGCGGGCCGCCGUGGCGGCCCCCGCCUGCAAGAUGCCCCCUGCGGCGCACCGCCGCACCGGCUUCGGCAUCCAGGAGCUUCUGGGACUUGGCAAGGAGCCUCCUCAGCCUCCUCCGCCGCCCCCGCCCCCGCCCCCGCCGUCGCUGUCGCCCGCCACCGCCGCCGCCGCCGCCGCCGUCGCCGCUCUGAGGCGGCCGCUGGAGGCCCUGGCCCAGCACCGGGGCCACGUCCUGGCCGCCCGCUCGGCACCGGGGCACGGCGUCGGCCUGCUGGGCCCCGACGGCGUCCGCUCCUUGUUCGGCCAGGCCGGCUUUCUGGACGCGCGCAACUUGCAUCUGCAGCCGCUGCACGCCAGGCCCGAGAUGCUCCAGUCGGCCAGUUCGGAUUCCGAUGACGCGAGUCUUGCCUCCAGCGAGAAAAAGUUCUCCAAAUCCUCCUUGAACCAAAGCAAAAAAAGAAAGAAAAGACGACACAGGACAAUUUUCACGUCGUAUCAGCUGGAGGAGUUGGAGAAAGCCUUCAACGAGGCACACUACCCGGACGUGUACGCCAGGGAGAUGCUGUCCCUGAAGACGGAGCUGCCCGAGGAUCGGAUACAGGUUUGGUUCCAGAAUCGGCGGGCCAAGUGGCGCAAGCGAGAGAAGUGCUGGGGCCGGAGCAGCGUGAUGGCCGAGUACGGCCUGUACGGCGCCAUGGUCCGCCACUCCAUCCCGCUGCCCGAGUCCAUCCUGAAAUCGGCCAAGGGGGGCGUGACCGAGUCGUACGCGCCGUGGUUACUCGGUAUGCACAAGAAGUCGGCGGAGACGCCGCCGGACGAAAGAAGCGGCGGCACCGAGACGCCGUCGAAACGGGGGGGGGCCGGGGGCGGCGACGAACUGCGGGUGCACAGCAUCGCCGUGCUGCGGGCCAAGGCGCAGGAGCACAGCGCCGAGGCGCUGGCCGCGCCCGGGCGACAGGACCAAACUGUGGGGGGGUCGACGGAGGACCGCACGGACAAAUGAGAACCUUUCGGGGCAACGUUGGAAACGGACGUGACGGACGGGCCAGGGACGUGAUCCCGCCCCUUCCCCUUCCUCCAACUUAAAAAGGACACAUACAUAAAUAAACGUACACCGUCAAGCCGGCGAUUUUGCGCCUUCGGCAACAAAUCGUAGACGUCCACCCGCAAAAGCGGAACUCGCAUUUUCGCUUUUGUGGACAUUAAGAACAGCAAAGAUUGAAAAAUAUCAGACAUUUUAUGUUCAAACGCCGAUUCCAAUGUCUGACGUAGCGGCUCGCUAGCCACCAGCUGAGCUACGUUGCGUUUGCCCCAAGUGCUAGCUAUGCUAUGCUAUGCUAGUUAUUUGCCUCAGGCGCGACUCCAACGUAGUUGAUUCAAUGUAGACGUGCUCGCUGUUGUUGCUGCUUCCAAAUGUUCAUUUCGUGAUAGAAUGACGCUAAUAUACUUGCGACUUUCAUUCUUUUCUCUGCUUCGUCUUGUGAAGGUUAGCAGCCCGCCUUCCCCGCUGUCAAGUUAGCUGCGCCUUGGUUCACGUUCGCCUUUAAGCGGUCGGCAUCGGGGCGCUCCAGAAAGAGCAGCAGAAUACUGGGAUGGUUGCGUUUUUCAGUGAAUACGAGGCGGGGACUUGUCGAAUUGGGACGAUUUUGCUGUUCGUUUAACGUUUGUUCUACUCGUUCGUGAGAAGCGCAAGAAAAAUCCGGUCACGCCGUGACCUCUGACCUCGUCACUUGGAAGAUCCCCGACUUACAAUGUGAACAAAAGUGUAUCAUAGUUUCAAUUUCUGUUUGUCUUUGUAUAUAUGU